Messenger RNA from Daphnia pulicaria, 2410 nucleotides. It is a transcript of the gene Tif-IA, whose product is annotated as RNA polymerase I-specific transcription initiation factor RRN3-like. Lineage: Eukaryota; Metazoa; Arthropoda; Branchiopoda; Diplostraca; Daphniidae. The record is from RefSeq and is a predicted model, not a curated record. The transcript is spliced from 7 exons. Gene Ontology annotation, cellular component: nucleus. The coding region runs from base 198 to 1838 and encodes 546 amino acids. Gene Ontology annotation, molecular function: RNA polymerase I general transcription initiation factor activity; RNA polymerase I core binding. Gene Ontology annotation, biological process: transcription initiation at RNA polymerase I promoter.
ACUGAUAAAAAAUCAGCGCGAGCAGUGAGAGCUACAUUUAUGAGACAACGUGGUCUUGGCCGUUUUUUUCAGUUUUAGUGAUUGUAAAGAUCACAAGCACAGAGCUCAUCACUGUAGUAAAAUCAGAAAUCGUUAAGAGUUCGAGAACCAAGUAGUUUUAUUUUUUAUUAUUGUAUUAAGUAAAAGAAACGAUAGCCAUGGCGAGUACGAAUUGCUCCCAGUUGACUCCCAUACCACAGUCCAUAUUGAAACCCAGUUCGCGAAUCAGUAUGCAACCCAAGAAACUGUCCCAGCCGUUGCAAGUCCGAUUUGACUCCUUGGUCACAAUUGACGUGGUUUCAAUUUUGAAGGAUUAUAUCGAAGGGCGAAGCGAAGUGAAAUAUCACCAAUUAUUGAAUCUGAAAAAUGAUCCUAAUGUCAAUGAUGGAUUUUUACUCUUGAUUCUUCAACAAGUAAACAGCUCUAUCAGUCUGCUGACUCCAAAAGUUGAUUCCUUUGUUGAUGCAUUGCUGCACAUUUCAUGGACAACAAGACAGCCCCCAGUACUUGAUGAAUAUUUGACAUUUCUCCAAACACUAGUUUCAGCACACACAUUCUACUGUAGAUCAGUAGUCAAAAUGCUAGUCUCACAUCUGACACUCCAUUCAGACUGUGAAAAAUCUACAUCGAAUGUUCAUCUAGUGUUGAGGGGAAUUCUGCAGCUGAUACCAUUGUCUCAAAGUAUUAUUUGGGAUUCUUUAAAUAAUGGUUUUCCCUACAUUGGAUCAAGCAGUUGCAAUCAAGUAAACUACAUCAGAAAUCUUCUACAUUUUGUUGAAUACCAUGAAAUGUCUGGACCCCGUGUUUUACAUCUCAUCAUUGGAAGAAUCAUUAAAUUGGACAGCAGAGUUUCAAGAGAGGACUUGCUACAAAAAUUCAAUCAGCCUAUGGAGUUUGAUGAGGAUACAGUCUUGAAUCAAGCUUCUGAAACGUUAGACGAAAUCAUGAAAGUUAUGUUUGAGUUGUGUCAUCGCAAAUGUCAUAGCGAAUGGAUUGUUCAUCGGAAUUUUUAUCAGGACAUGUACGCUACGUUCGAAUCUUUGAUACUACCGGCCGCCGGUAUCCAUCAUGUCCAUUACUUGAUGUUCUACAUAUGUAGUACCAAAACUGCUCUCUAUGAAGCUUUUACUGAGCGCUUGUGGGUCAUUUUUCUUACCCCUUCAUCUCAGUUGAAUAUUCGAAAAUCGUGUGCCGAUUACCUUGCUUCGUUUUUGGGGAGAGCCUCUUUUGUACCCAUGAAGUACGUCAUUGACUGUCUGGAUCGAGUGUGUCAGUGGAUUCACGCAUACCUCGAUCGGCAAUCAAAGGGUGAGGGAGCAGCUGUUUUUAAAAUCCGAGCCCAUGCAGCAUUCUAUGCCGCUUGUCAUAUUCCCUUCUACGUUUUGGCUGCUAGGCAUCGAGAUAUUGUCAACGACAGAAAGCUUCUCGCCCGAUUGCAAGCCCUGGAUUUGAAUCGAAUUGUCAACUCACCUUUGAACCCACUACGCUAUUGUCACGCUACAACUGUCAGACAAUUCGCAGAAUCCGCUUCACAUCUGCAGAUUGUAUUCUGUCACACCAUCAUGAUUCGUAAUCAAAGGGUUUGUAUACCUGAAGCUACAACCGACACAUUUGUCAUGGAUACAGAAUAUCCAUUCGAGAAAUACCUCUUGCCCUCGUCGAUGGAUUUUGUGUCACCUCUUGUUAUUGACAAACCUAUCGGUCGUGACGAUUCACUCUACGACAGCGAUCAGGUUAUGGAGGAGCUUUUGUCUGAAUCACCAAGAGUUGGCGGCUUUAUGCACCACUUCAUGGGUUGAUUUCAUCAAUAUUGUCGUUGGUAAAAUCUAAAAUUUACCCCAUUUUCCCUGUUUCUUUAUUUUCUGCAAUUCUCCACAUCUUUAUUACCAUAUGACCGUCUUUUCCCAUUCGUGUCGGUUAAAUUAUGUAUAUUAACGUGGUAUAUAUUCACUCGAUCGUGCCUAUUUGUUGGAAGACCGUUGAAAUUAACAUUUUUUCCUUUUGGGUCUUGGUCUACGGAUUAAUCAUCCGUUACGCUAUUCACAACUUCGGGAGCUGAUCACUGCUGCGGUUUCUCUUCGUAAGAACAUUAUUUUUCCUUUUUCUAUACUCGAUCGUAUUGGGCGGCUUGGGACGUACGUUGAAAUUCUCCUUUGAUUCGUGGGCUUGUUAAAUUUCUUUUUGUCUACUCUACUAUUACCGCAAUGUUAUUUGCUCUCCCCUUCGAUUUCGCCGUUUCCUAUUCAACUUACAAAGAUGUUGUCGCCAGCGUGUAAUGAAAAUUAAAGUUUUCGUGUAAUUCAUUUGAAAAAAAAAAUUGCCACUUAAAAACCAGUUCCCUUUAGUGAGAAUAAAAUUCAAGUGAAGCGUG